UAUUCUCUCUCCCUCUCAUUUUCCUCUGCUUUUCUUUUUCCUUUUUUUUCCUUUUUUUCUCGUAUAGCACUAUUUUUCUCUUUCUGUGGAGGAGAGAGAACGCCAUUACGCCACCACCUAAUUGCUCCAUUCCUUUCCCCUGCGCCUUUAUUCGUGGAUGCUACACGCACACAAUUUCGCCCAUCUCACCGUUUGCUACUGCUACUGUGCGCAGCUGCUCGCGGAGGUCAUGUCAUGCGGAUGCGGGUGGUGAAUUCCAAUGUCGCGAGCUUCGGUCACCGCCGCUUCCUCCUCCAUGCACCACCAAGGCCUGCUUCUUCCUCUCUUCCUUGAUUUCUAAAACCCUCUUUUUUCUGCGUCCGAUUUUAUGUGCGUUGAUUGCGUCAAGUAUAGUAGCAUUUGCGGAAUUCGUGGAGGUUGAGGGAGGGUUUUGCUUGCGAUCGCGUCUCUCCUUGGCAUUGACUUUGGUUUGGUAUCCGUUGAUGAUCGGGGUGCCGUGGGGUUGACUGAUUAUUUGUGCAUUUUUCCAACGCUAGCUAGUUUAUGCUCAAGGGAGGAGUAGGAGUAGGUUUUGUAUGAGUGAAGCUUUUUAACUGUACAUAUGCUUGUUUCUGUGUAGCUUACUUGAUCACUAGUAAGAAUUACUGGCAUUGGCUCAGUUCUUUUCACCCUCUCUGUUUUUGUUUCUUGUGGAUUAGAUUAGUGUAGCGUAGCUUGCAAAUUGCUAAUUGAUUGUGUCGACAUUCGUAAGGUCUUCGUGUAUAUGCUCUUAUAACAUAACCUUCCACUCAUGUUAUUCUUUCCCUACUUCAAAACACUUUUGAUUUUAAUGUAGUCCGACAGGCUUACUAAAAUUGUUAAUUGUGUGCCUUGAAAUUCCCCCCAAUCUUUUCAGCAAACUGUAACUCCUUUUCUCCUUGUCAUUCAUCUACCAUGUUUCGGAGAUAAUUUUAUUUCUGCACUAUUUAAAUAUGUGAUUUUGUAUGGAUAUCCAAGUGCAUUUGAUGUGUAUCACGUUUGGUGUUCUGCCCACUAAGAUUGCAAUAUUCAACAACUAGAAAAGGGGUCUUGACAUUUAUUUUAUGCAAAGGCUGGUGGUUCCAAAUUGUGCACUAUAGAAGAUGUUUUGUGGCAAAUGAACAUGAGAUCAAGGGAACAGAUGGAAUCUGGACCUUAUCCAGUGCGUGAAGGUGAACCGGAUUGUUCAUACUACAUUCGAACAGGAGUAUGCCGAUUUGGGCCUACAUGUCGAUUUAACCACCCUCCCAACAGGAAACUGGCUAUUGCCACAGCAAGGAUGAAAGGUGAAUAUCCAGAAAGGAUAGGACAACCUGAAUGUCAGUAUUAUUUAAAAACAGGGACAUGCAAGUUUGGAGCCACAUGCAAAUUUCAUCAUCCUCGAGACAAAGCUGGGAUUACCGGAAGAGUUGCCUUAAAUGUUUUGGGCUAUCCACUUCGCCCGAAUGAGAUGGAAUGUGCAUAUUAUAUCAGAAAUGGACAGUGCAAAUUUGGGAGCACUUGUAAAUUCCAUCAUCCUCAGCCUUCAAAUAUGAUGGUCUCUUUACGUGGUUCUGCCGUAUAUCCUCCUAUUCAUUCUCCUACAACCAGCCAGCUGUCAUAUCCAUUGUCAAGAGCUUCUUUUAUAGCCAGUCCACGGUGGCAAAGCCCUUCAAGUUAUGCACCCCUUGUCAUGCAACAGGGAGUGGUAUCUGUCCCUGGAUGGAACACAUACAGUGGUCAACUGGGUUCAGUUCUAUCAUCUGAAAACCAACACCCUUCAGCGGUAAACAUCCAGAGUGAUGGAGCAUCACAUCAGGGCGACUCUGGAAAUGUUGCAUCUGAGUUUGGUUCUGUGCCAAUGGGAUAUUACUCAUUCCAAAAAGAUAAUGUAUUUCCUGAGAGACCAGGUCAGCCUGAAUGCCAGUUUUAUAUGAAGACCGGGGACUGCAAAUUUGGUGCAGUUUGUAAGUUUCACCAUCCUAAGGAAAGACUGGUUCCUGUUCCUGACUGUCACUUGAGUCCAAUUGGACUUCCUUUACGGCCGGGGGAGCCUCUAUGUGUAUUCUACUCACGAUAUGGUAUCUGCAAGUUUGGUCCAAGCUGCAAGUUUGACCACCCCAUGAGAGUUUUUGCAUACAAUACCCCUGUCUCAUCAUCAACUGACUCCACAGCCGUUCUCCGUUUUAUGGCAUCUUCACCGGGAACAGUUCCAUUAAAUUUCUCUCCAGAUGGACUCGUUGACGCCACACACAAUAGGCGGCUCUCCUUGUCAGAGGCUAGACAAAAAUCCUCGGGUGAUAAUAACACUGACUCAGAGUGAAAAUAUUUCUUCCAAAAGUAAUUGAGUUAUUGUCUUAUUUAAUCUUUGGAAGAUAAAUAAAUAACAGCUUCCUGUAAAUUCAUUUCCCUGGCUGGAGAUGUACAGAAUUCAAUUCCAUGUCGAUCUGCUUUUCUGAAGAUGCAGUUCAGUUGACUAGAUUGACUUCUUAAACUCGCUGCAAUGUAUAAAUCUGCAAAUGUUUUCACAUUUGUUAAAGGCAGUGGUGGAUGUUUCCAUUUUUUUGACAGCCAUCAAUCUGAUAUGUUUGUAUCA
Messenger RNA from Salvia miltiorrhiza (redroot sage), 2593 nucleotides. Its product is annotated as zinc finger CCCH domain-containing protein ZFN-like. Gene Ontology annotation, molecular function: metal ion binding; mRNA binding. The transcript is spliced from 7 exons. NCBI's taxonomy places the organism in Eukaryota, Viridiplantae, Streptophyta, Magnoliopsida, Lamiales, Lamiaceae. Bases 1136 to 2320 code for a protein of 394 amino acids. The record is from RefSeq and is a predicted model, not a curated record.